Molecule: messenger RNA, 1083 nt
Organism: Thermochaetoides thermophila DSM 1495
Lineage: Eukaryota; Fungi; Ascomycota; Sordariomycetes; Sordariales; Chaetomiaceae
Exons: 2
Coding region: 1-1083 (360 amino acids)
Biological process (GO): mRNA cis splicing, via spliceosome
Cellular component (GO): spliceosomal complex; cytosol
Source: RefSeq, a predicted model, not a curated record
AUGGCCCUCGAAACAAUUCGCUCGCCCAUUUCUCUGAGCGAUUACAUAACGCUCUCCGACCACCAAGAGACUACACCUGCCAGCUUCUAUGACGGGAAACCCGUGCUCUACUACCAUGCGACGGGCGCAAAGGCCUGGCUGCACAAGUCGAAGCGCGGCAAGCUGCCUUUCUUCCCCGCAGAUUUGGAGAAUGAGCCCACUGCGCCGGAGAAUGGCGCCGUGAGCGCGGCAAAUGAGAAGGUUGAGCAGGUCGUGGAUGUAUUUGUGAACUCUGCCAACCUCGCCCUCUUCUCCCCAACCGCCGCCUGCGGCAUCACAAUCCCCUACCACCGCAUCGGCGUGCACGGCGUGCGUAUCCUGCGCGACCCCUCCACCGGCGCCACCUACCCCUCGAUCUUCCUUGAGCUGGAGCUGAGUGACGGAGGAGGCUGGGAAGAUGACUGCGAUACUGUCGAUCUGACUCUUAUUCCGCCUGCCCAGUCCCAAUCCCAGACUCAUGCCCGGUCCCAGUCCCAUUCUACUACACAGGGACAGAACUCGCAGUCUGCUUCUUCUACCGAUGCAGCCUCUUCAGAGCCUAAAUCCGAAGCUGCGAAAAUGUACGAAGCCAUCUCCGCCUGCUCGCGUCUCAACCCCGAUCCGAACAUUGGCCAAGGCGAAGAAGAUGACGACGAAGAGGGAGACUGGGAUGAUGACGAGGGUACAGCAGACGGUGACGCAGAAGACGACCCUCGCAUCGUCUUUGAGCGGGAUGUCGAAGCUGUUAAUGGCAUCCCCGGCGCAUAUACCGCCGCUAACAAUAACUCUACAAACGGGUUGCCGCCCCCUUUUCCCGGCAGCUCGGGCUGGAUUACCGCAGAGAAUGUGCACGAGUUUUUUGACGAGAAUGGAAAUUGGCUUGGGAGGGAUGGCGAAGAGUUGCCGGAGGUGGAUAUUGAGAUUCGGCUUCCGGGAGAGGAGGGCGAAAAUGGGGAUGAAAAUGAGGGUUUGGGAGAGGGUGCAGGGAGUCGGCGCCCCAGAGAAGAGGUGCCCGAUGGUGAUGGGGCUGAUAGCGCGGAGAGUAAGCGUCCAAGGUUAGAGUGA